Molecule: messenger RNA, 5519 nt
Organism: Hemibagrus wyckioides
Lineage: Eukaryota; Metazoa; Chordata; Actinopteri; Siluriformes; Bagridae
Gene: syt6a
Product: synaptotagmin VIa
Exons: 7
Coding region: 317-1936 (539 amino acids)
Biological process (GO): regulation of dopamine secretion; regulation of calcium ion-dependent exocytosis; cellular response to calcium ion
Cellular component (GO): membrane
Molecular function (GO): phosphatidylserine binding; calcium-dependent phospholipid binding; calcium ion binding
Source: RefSeq, a predicted model, not a curated record
CAGAGCUCCAGAUUUUAAUGUGAUGCAACAAUCCUUGCUUCUGGGACACCCGAGGGCACAAAUGAAUCAUUAAGCCCACGCAUUUGCGCACAUACACUUAUUGUAUUCACUCAUUCACACACACACACACACACACAAGCACUGACACACACACAUCUCUGCGCUGAAGAUGUUCUGGCACACACACUCAGAGACAUACACUUGAGAGACAGCACAGCAUUCAUGUGGACACAAGGGUACGGCUCUGCAAGCGCGUGUGUGCCGAUCCCUCCGGAGGAGCCCGUCACGCCGUAACACUGAAGAUGCGUCUAGGAGCAUGAGCGCCGUCGGGAAGGAGCAUGACAUGGUGUGUGAGAAGGCGGUGGCCCUCAUAACUGACCUCUGCACGCAAGAGAGCCCCCUGUUAGAGCACAAGACCUGCGAGGAGUUUCUCUUCCUCAUCACCAACCAGGACUACAGCUUCAACCAAACCGACGUCACUGUUGGCAUCCCUGUUGGCGUUCUAGUGGCGUGCAGUUUGGCAUUGCUGCUACUGGUGGGGUUAGCUUCCUGGAAACUGUGCUGGAUACCUUGGCGCAAGAAGGCUGUGACGUCCUCCAGUUCUGUGGCCCUAACCGCGGACAGCUACCCGUCCCUUCAGCCGCUGUCGCGUGUCCCCAGUCCCCAGCAGCCCCUGGUUGGCAUGGCUAUGGAGAAAGUGAAGGAGUCGCUAACACCCAUGGGCUUCCUGGAGGCAGCCGUGAAGAUCAGCCACACAUCACCUGACAUUCCAGCAGAAGUGCAGCUCUCCAUGAAGGAGCACUUCCUGCGGCGUACACAGCGCAUGCAGAGACAGACCACAGAACCAGCCUCAUCCACCAGGCACAGCUCCUUCAAACGUCACCUGCCACGCCAGAUGCAAGUAGGAAGUCUGGAUCUGGGUGAUGACUAUGUGGACGUUGAUGCGCAGCCCACAAGCAUCGGGCGCAUCAAUCCUGAGCUCUACAAGCAGAGCAUGCUUGAGAGCGAAGAGUCAGCCAAGAAAGGUAGCGGCAAGACCUGUGGUAAGAUCAACUUCUCACUGCGCUACGACUACGAAAACGAGACACUGCUGGUCCACGUCCUCAAAGCUUUCGACUUGCCAGCUAAAGACCUCUGUGGCAGCUCAGACCCCUACGUCAAGAUCUACCUGCUCCCAGACCGUAAGAAGUUCCAGACGCGAGUCCACCGCAAGACGCUCAAUCCUACAUUUGAUGAAAUCUUUCAGUUCCCAGUGCCCUACGAUGAGCUGCAGAACAGGAAGCUCCACCUCAGCGUGUUUGACUUCGACCGCUUCUCAAGGCAUGACAUGAUUGGCGAAGUCGAAAUGGACAACCUGUUUGAGGUGUCCGAUCUCUCCCGGGAGACUUCCAUCUGGAAGGACAUCCAGUACUCCACCACUGAGAGCGUGGACCUUGGGGAGAUCAUGUUCUCACUAUGCUACCUGCCUACAGCUGGAAGACUUACACUCACUGUAAUCAAGUGCAGGAACCUCAAGGCCAUGGACAUCACAGGAUAUUCAGAUCCCUACGUCAAAGUGUCUCUCAUUUGUGACGGGAGACGUUUGAAAAAGAAGAAGACCACCAUCAAAAAGAAUACACUCAACCCCACCUACAACGAAGCCAUCAUUUUUGACAUCCCUCCAGAGAACAUGGAUCAAGUCAGCCUGCACAUCUCUGUCAUGGACUACGACCUGGUGGGUCAUAACGAGAUCAUUGGCGUGAACCGUGUAGGAUGCGGAGCUGAGGGCCUCGGCAGAGACCAUUGGAAUGAGAUGCUGGCGUACCCGCGCAAACCCAUUGCACACUGGCACCCCUUACUGGAGCCCAAGAAAUCAGAAAAAGAGUGGAAAACCAGGACUGCUAGUUUUGACAGUCAGGGUUCCUGCCCUUCCCCCAAAGCCCCCGCCAGCCCUUGAAUGGAACCACAUGUGCCCCAGAAGGCCUGGCUCCCUUUCCUGCUGUCUGUCUGUGUGCCCGAGGAAAAAAAUAAAAAGCAACAAAAAGUAAACCAGAACAUCAAAAUCCCUGCCAUCGCCAGGUCUACUCGGUUUCUCCAGGGCUUCUAAGCACCAGUUCCAUGCAGUAUUUCUCUAAAACCUCUGGAGUCCGAACCUUGUUUUGCAGUCAGUUCUUGGAGGCCUUGUGCACAAAUAAUUCACGGAACGCGACACCUUUUUUCGUACAGCAGAAGAAUUUUUUUUCCCUACCUUUCAAAAGGUGGAUGAAAUCUGACUAUGGCAUUAUCAGAAGAAUCACUUCAACAGGAUGAAGUUUUCCUUGUAGGAUGAUCACAUUACUCAGCGCUCGCUGCUUGGAAAAAAAACAGCUUAUCUCCGAGAGCCGAGCGUCUGGAAGUUAAAGGAAGGACAAUUCAAGCCAGAAAACGGAAAAAAGACUCAAUUUAAGGCAGUGAGAAGUGAUAAGAAUAGAAGAGAAAAAUUAAUUGUCAGCGUUUAGACGUGAAUAAACCUCUCCAGAUUCUUCUGGGACUUAACACAGAUGUUGUCGAAACUUUUACAAUAGCCGUCUUGAGCUUUAUUGAUGUCGUACAAAAAAAGAAAAAAGAAUUGUGUUAGUUAUGCCAUUUAAAAAAAGAUGCGUUCGCCAAUUCAAGCAGAGCACAAAGAUCUCAAGUGCUUUCCUUACUGUCCUCCAAAUAGAGAUAUUUUGCGAUGGUGUUAUUGGUGGAUGAUAGAAUAGUAACAUUUAUCUAUGUUAAAUUAACACAUUUAGACAAAACAAUGUUAGUCAGUACAUUAGUACUCAUGUUCUCAGUAGUCUCUCUGUAGUUUUUUGAUCUCCAUUUGAACUUUCUGCUAAAGAUUUAAAGUAGUUUUAUAGUUGAAGCUCAUGUUAAUCUGUUUUUGCUGUCAGUUAAUCAUCACUUGUGUUCAACGACUCCGUCAUCGGGUUGUUUGAUACGCAGUACCGGAAACAGAUUUUAUACAACUAAAAAUUAAGGGCAGAUGACGGUUAACAAAGUCAACCUUUUCUUAAACUUGACAUAUUAUUCGCACAAAACGAAGCACCAACAAUUCCUCUACAGGAAUAAGACAUGUGGAGUCAUGAUACAAAUCUCUAGAUGACAAAAACUCUUUAAAUCAAUGUGGCACUUCAGGUGUAAAUUAGGAUAUUUGAAGCCUGAGUGUUAUGAAUUACACACAUUACACUUAGGAUAAAAGUUUAAAUGCCAUUUUCUGACUCUUCAGAAAGCACGGUUGCACUCCAGCAAUUUACCAACAAGUGCUCUACAUAUGAAGGAUUUAUUCAUUAUUGCUGUAAUAACUUGGCUGUUGACUGUAUUUGUCACGCUUAACAAACACAUUUUUUAUACUGCUGGGUCUCUUUUAUGAUUCCUUCCUCACAAAAAAAAAAAAAGCAGAACGCAGCAGUUUCUAUAAGCGCUCGGCCAUCGUAGGAGAAAAAGGAGCUCACGGGGAAAAAGAUGCAUGCAGGCAAAAGCAAACUGAAACACUUUUACCUUUUUGCUAUGAAGGUGAGCUGCGGUUCUUCUCCAUCACAUACUCAACCCAGUACACUACACUUAGAAUUCAUUAUAAAGCCUUGAAUUCAUCAUCGUGCGCCCAGUGUGAUGAAAACCAUGGAAUAGAUGUCCGACGGUAUUUCGUGUUAAAUCGUAACAAACGUCAUACCUGAUAAAAGCACAGAGCGAUAAAAAAUAAAAGUAGAGACUUUAAAAGAUGCAAUACAAAACCAUCUAAAGGGGUGGCAAAAAAAAUUGUCACAUUUCUUACAAUUUUGUAGCAUCAUUGUUCCCAUUAAGUAAUUUUUCAAAAAUUGUUCUACCUAAAAACCUAAAGAAACUUAUAUUUGUCCUUGUGAAUUGAUGUUUUUCACGUUUUAAUGCCAUUAACUGAUGUUCUUGUUUUGACUGUAAUGUAAUAUGUUAUGAUGCUGUUUGUGUGGCCGUCUGGGAAAAGCCAUCAGAAUUUGCAGCUGAAUUCUGGCAAAUAGAUGAAAUCAGACCUGCUGAUACGCACAUAUUUUGUUCUAGGACCUUCGAAUUUUAAUGUCAGAGUACACUGCUACAAGUUAUUUCUCAAAAGGACACCAAAAGGGGCAUUUUUUCUGACAAUAAAGAAAAAUGUUUCUGUCCUGUUAUUUUUCUUGCUUUAAACAUGUGCCGUCACUUUCUGACAAAUUAAAAGACUUAUGAGUUCAUUAAUGCGAUAUAAAAUCUAUCAACUGUAUGUUUGACUUAACAUUAGAGAAGCAUAUAUAUUAUCAAUGCCACAGAAAAUAUUUCUGUCCAAAAUACAAUAAAAAAUUUCGUUCAGAUUUUUCAAAAAGAAAAGACUACAGAAAUAUGCAAUGAAAUGCCGAGUCUAGUACUUUAAAUGUUUAAAAAAAAAAUGUAAUGAUAAUUAAAAGAUGAUUUAGCAACAGCAGGCAAACCCAUUAGCCUGGUGGUUACCGUAAAACCCUGAAUAUAUGUGCUCUAUACUUUCAUUACACCUUAAAUAAUUCAUUAUUAUUAUUAUUAUUAUAUUAUUAUUAUUAUUAUUAUUAUUAUUAUUAUUAUUAUUAUUAUUAUUCAUAAUUCAAUUCUAUUUUGAAGAUGUCAUGCAUUUAUUUUUCCCUCUUAUCCCUGUGCUGUUCAGCAAACUCUGGUCUGCCUGAAAAAUGAAAAAUUUUUUCUGGGUCAGUGCAAAAUUUUGAAAGGCGUAUAUAUUCUAAAAUGUCAAACUUUCGCCAUGAGUUUUCCCAGACCACCACAUGUUUAUAUUCAUUAUUUAGGGUCACAUUGAGUUGAGCUUUAGUUCAGUUCUCUCUGUUGUACACAACUCAUUCUAGACAUUAUUACUUCUUUAAAAGCUAAAGCAACUUUGACAUUAGAGCUCAGAACACUUGGGAACAGCAUUAACUUAGAUUAGACACUUCCUUUUGGAUGUCAUCCUGCAGGCAUCCCAGUGCUGUGGUGUGUUUUAAAUCACGUCUCAGUGAGGAUUACAGUGGAAUUAACAUCUGCGAAGGAGCUACAAGUUAUAAAUCCACAUGGACUCAACUCCCUUAAAUUAACGAACAUUACUUUAGUACUCAGACUUUUCAUUGCAAAAUUAGAUGUCAUUGUUUGAAAGUAGAAGCUAAAUAGAAGAAGGAGAUGAAUAAAACUCCUCCAUCAGCCAUUAUACAUUACAGCUGCUGAGGUUUUCAUCUAUGUUUCUAUGUAAACAAAUGAAUCUAAUAUUUUGGUGAAUAACUGCAGGUAACUGUUUGAUGACUUGACAACUUGUUGUACUGUUUUGAUUCCUACCUGUACCAACCAUGUUUAUGAUGUCCUCAGGCCCCGGCACUAUAGACACAAUCUGUUCCUGUUGUAGGUGGAAUCUGUGAAAUGGGUACAAAUUACUUUACGGUGUGUGCAGUUUAUGAACCUCUUUUUCUCUCCUUUGUGAAUUUAACAACUUUCCAAUUUUAUAUUGCUAAUUUGUACUUGUAAGAAAACUGUCUAUUUCAAACAAGCAGAAAUAAAGUUGU